Molecule: messenger RNA, 8529 nt
Organism: Sinocyclocheilus anshuiensis
Lineage: Eukaryota; Metazoa; Chordata; Actinopteri; Cypriniformes; Cyprinidae
Gene: znf292b
Product: zinc finger protein 292b
Exons: 8
Coding region: 17-7948 (2643 amino acids)
Biological process (GO): regulation of transcription by RNA polymerase II
Cellular component (GO): nucleus
Molecular function (GO): DNA-binding transcription factor activity, RNA polymerase II-specific; DNA binding
Source: RefSeq, a predicted model, not a curated record
GGAAUUGGAAGUGAAGAUGGCGGAUGAGGAGGCCGAGCAGGACCGCAGCGAGCGGAGCGACGCUUCCAGCGCUUUAAACGCGCUCACGACGCGACUGAGGGACAUAGCGGCGGCUCUGGAGACCAGCCAGGAGUCUCCCGACGAGCGAGCAUCGCAGUACUGCUAUGAGUUCUGUCAGACGCUGGUGGAGUAUGCCAGUCUGUGGAGGAUUGAGGAGGAGCCGUUACCAGUUCUGGAGGUUUACAUCAUUGCACUGCUGAGCUUUGCACAGGCGUCGCCGUACCUUUCCACCCAGUGUGAAGAGGUGCCAGUCCUGCUCGAACGGCUCUCGCUGAGUUGUGCAGAGUUGCUGCUUUCUCUGCCCAGGAAUAUCCCAGAUGCAUUGUGGGACAGGUUCAGGACAUCUGUCCAGAUUGCCCAUCCUCUGGUCCAGGAGAAGGGAAUGAGCAAUCUGAUGAUCCUCUCCACCAUCGCACGAGAGCAAGGGGUCUGGAGCAAUCCUAUGCUGCAGGGCAUUCUCACGAACCACAUGCCGCCGCAAGAGAAAGUCUGUGAGUUCCUCGCUCUGGAAGGACAAACACUGCUGCGGAUGCGAGUGAAGCACCUGAUCAAAGAGAGCAGUGUGGAUCAGGCUGCAUCGCUGGCCAAGGCCUGUGCUGAGCUCUCUGAAUUUGAGGAGAAGGCACACUUUAAGCAGAUGUACCUGGUUUGUUUGUGCACUGCUGCUCCGCAGGAAGUUGUAAUGGAAGAGCUCUCAAGAGUGGACUGUCGUGAUGCUUUAGAGAUGAUUUGCAACCUUGAGGCUGACGGUGAUGAGAAAUCUGCGUUUACGUUGUGUUCUGGUUUUUUGACCUGUCAGAUUCUUCAAGAGGACUCCUACUGUGCUUGGGAGUUGACUCUGUUCUGGGGGAAGCUGCUCAAACGAUUAGAGUCUUCAGAGCAAGGCUUUUUGGACAGAUGCCGUCAGAUGUCAUUUCUGUCUAAGACUGUGUUCCACCUGCUCUUUUUCAUUAAAGUCAUCCAGUCAGAGAUGGACAAAGCUGGACUUCCGACUUGCGUUGAGCUCUGUAUACGAGCCCUGCGGUUGGAGUCGUGCGAAGGAAGCACCAAGGCCACAGUCUGCAAAACCAUUUCCUGCCUCUUGCCCUCAGACCUGGAGGUCAAAAGGGCCUGCCAGCUGACAGAGUUUCUCCUGGAGCCAACCGUGGACUCCUACUAUGCAGUGGAAACUCUUUACAAUGAGCCAGACCAGAAGCUAGACGAGGAAGAUCUACCAGUACCAAACUCGCUGCGCUGUGAGCUCCUUUUAGUCCUUAAAACCCAGUGGCCUUUUGAUCCUGAGUUCUGGAACUGGAAGGCAUUAAAACGCCACUGUUUAGGUCUUAUGGGGGAGGAGGCCUCAAUUGUGUCCUCCAUUGAUGAACUGAACGAUGGUGACCCUGAGGGCUUAGGCGGAGAGACCAGCAUAUUUAGUGAGGAGUUCAAGGACGUCUCACAGUGUUUCAUGGAUACAACAAAUGAACUAAAUGAAAUGGCAGAUCAGAGGCAGAAGAACAAAGAGUUGAAAAAGUUGAGAGAAAAAGGUUUUGUCUCAGCUAGGUUCAAAAAUUGGCAAGCUUACAUGCAGUACUGUGUUUUAUGCGAUAAGGAGUUCCUUGGUCACCGAAUAGUGCGUCAUGCGCAGACUCACUUCAAAGAUGGACGCUACACCUGCCCGAUAUGUACAGAGACAUUCGAAAAGAGAGAGACUCUUGAACCACAUGUUGCAUCGCAUGUGAAACUUUCAUGCAAAGAACGUCUCGCUGCAAUGAAGACUAGUAAGCAGUUAGCCAACCCCAAAACAGCGGCUCCUGUCAUAGCUCCCCUGAAAGCUAAAAGCAGUGAAAAUCAAAAAGUGAAAAAGACAAAAAAUAACUGUGGUGGGCAGUCCAACAAACUUAGCCGUAGAGAUGCCAAUGACUCUUGUGAAGGGAAUAUAUGUCCGGUCCAUAGCUGCAGGAGGGGAUUUAAAUAUUUCCGUAAUCUCGUUGCCCAUGUGAAAGAUCAUGGUGACAACGAAGAAGCAAAGCGCUUCCUUGAAAUGCAGAGCACAAAAGUGGUGUGCCAGUAUUGCCGUCGUCAGUUUGUCAGUGUUGAUCACCUAAACGAUCACCUCCAGAUGCACUGUGGCACCAAACCAUACAUUUGCAUACAGCUUAAUUGCAAAGCCAGCUUUGACUCCAAUACCGAACUUAUUGUACAUAAGAAAGACCACCCGGUCUUCAAGGCUAAGUGUAUGUUUCCGGGUUGCGGCAAGAUUUUUAAUGAAGCCUACAAACUGUAUGACCAUGAGGCACAGCAUUAUAAAACAUUUACCUGCAAAGCACCAGACUGUGGUAAAGUGUUUCAUUCACAGUCUGAGUUAGACCUCCAUGCAGAGGGCCAUGUCACAAAAGUGGAAGGCCAGGGCACUGACAGUCAAAGUAUUCAACCAGCAGAGCCUCAUCCAGACCACUCCAAUCCAAACGAUCAGGGCUGUGCUCAGGCUGGCUCUCUCUCUGACACCCAUCUGAAUGACACUGGCACAGGGUCUCAGGUGGAUCGUCCAUCUGGCAUGGUGAUAGUAAAGCAUUCUGUUGAAAACAUGCUAAAUAGCGCUUUUAUGGUUUCUGCUCAAGAGUGUGUCCAUUCUGGGGCAAGUAAACCUGAGCAACAAGACAUCCAUCAGCAUAUCCCCCAGAUCAAUGACCACCUGGGCCAGUCAGCCAUGGACACUCACAUGCCUCACCUAAAUCAGCAUGGACCAGAAGAAUCUCUUCUGGAGGCCUUGAUGAGUGAUUCAGAUCCUAUGCCGUCUACAUCUUCAUACCAGAGUGUAUUGGAGGACUUUCUGCCUGUCCCACCAGCUGACGGUCAGCUGCAGACAGUUGAUUCAGGCGCUACGCCAUUAUACAACAAUAACAAUGACCUAUUUAGGCAGUAUAAUCCCAAUCCUUUGGCUCCGGUUCAGGCAUCAUAUCAGAGCAUGUAUAGCAGUAACAUGACAGCUCCAACACAGACUUCCCACAAUGCAACACCACUUGUCUCGUUGGGUCAGAUGCUUCCUCCUGUUUCUCAGACGCUUCCUCUACAAAUGGCUUCCGUGCCAAAUAAUGGACAAGUAUUGGAGAACAAAUCUGUGAAACCGGUAGACACGAACAUUGCCCAAGUGGUGAAAGAGAAAGAGAGACACAAAUGCCCACAUGAAUCAUGUACUCGAGACUAUAGCUCUUACAGAAGUGUUACUAAGCACAUGAGGGCUGUUCAUCCCGACUUUUACACGCAGUGGAAACUAGCAAGGAAGAACAAUGCGGCGGUCAAGUCCACACUCAGAUCGGUUCCUGUAAAUGGAAGCCACAAUAAAGUUGUCAAUCCACAACACCAGCUGGGCCAGAGAGUCCCUGGGCCCAGUGUUCAGACACAGAAUCCCCUUGUCCAGCCUCCUCCCUACCCAAACAACUGUACGAACCCCAACUAUCCUUCUGUCUCCUCUCACGUCACUGCUUCCCCAGGGCAUAUCCGAACCAAUGAAAUGGACAAUAUAUUAGAUCCUAUUGUUCUCUCUCAGCUUGGAAAUGGCACAAAUCAGCCUCAAAUGGCAGCAGACCAUUUGUGGGACCCCAGGAACAAUUCAGUACUCCAACAACAGACAUGUUAUUCGCAGUCAGUGACCCAAAACAUGAACACGCUUCCUAGCAGUCAUUUUACUCACCUAAAUGCAGCUUCUACUGACAAUGCACAGCAGAGAGUAAUGAGCUAUACUACUCUGCAACCGCAUAAUAAUCCUAAUGUUAACCCAGCACCAGCUCAAGUAGGCAGUGUUCAAAAACUCAAUGGCACCUCAGAUGACAGUCUGCAUUCACUCGGCAAUCUCAUUCCACCGCAACAAGUCAUGAGUCCUAAUGUGGCGGCAGCCGUUAAUUCAGUAGCAGAGACAAAUCUGGGAACUGCUCAAAUGUCUGUGUUGCCCCCUUACACUGACAGUUUGAACAGUUCUGUUCCCAGAGAUACUUCAGCAGCUUACCCGCAGCAAACAAACAAUGAAUCGUUCUCUGCAAUAACCAAUACCCAGUCUUUGGUGAAGUUGGAGAGAUCUGGAGAGACAGCUUUAGGUUUGCCACUGCCUACCAAUGAAACUCCCCAAUCAAACGGGAGUUCUCCAAGUUCUCAGAGUAACACUGGAAAUGUGUCCAGUGAUGGGGACAACAAAAGAGUUAAGCGAAGCAGAAGAACAAAAUGGCCUGCCAUUAUUAAAGAUGGCAAGUUCAUUUGCCGCAGGUGUUAUAGAGAAUUCCAGAGUCCCAAAUCUCUGGGAGGACAUUUAUCUAAGCGGGCUCAUUGCAAGCCAUUUGAUGAAGCUGACCUGACAGCAGACCUCCCCAGCUCAUUUCUUGAUCUUCUUAACUCACCUCAUCCAACAUCAUCUUCAUAUUUGAACCUGCCGCAGCCUAAGGGACCUCUUGAUCCAAAAUUAUUCCCGAAUGUCACUUUUCCCCAAGCCAAUGGCACCUACACUAGCAAUGACAAACAGACGGGAGGAGUGUUGACGCAAAGCCCGUCAAAUCUGUGUGCGAGCUCUGGACAAGAACAGCAGACGGUUUCAAACCCGUGUGGUCCAUAUGCUCAGAGCAGUCGUAUGUCAGAAACUAGUGUCAUACAGCACACUGGUAGUGUUAAACAUCAGCUACAAGCAAGUUAUUCUGAGAUGUCUAACCCACCGUUUAAUGAGAGUGUCCAUGAUCCUCUUCUUUCUCAGUUGUUGGCUGAUGACCAAUCUACGUCCAGCCUGAACAGUGGUUCAUCAGAUCAUGUCAGUCAAAUUCUUCAAGCUGAAACUUUAAACAAAAUUAAAUAUAUCAAGGAUAAAACAACCAACAGCAAUGCAAGUGACCUAUCAAAUGAUGGACUUCUGGCAGCCAUGGAAAGUCUUGCUCAAAACCUGGUGUCUGAAAAGAGUGUCAAAGAAAGACUACGUGACCAGAUAUUGGCUGGAGACCAACACAAAAAAAGCAGCUUGCCUCGUGGAUCGAGUGUCGACAGUUGCUGCUCACAAAUGUCUGUUGCAAGUCCCGUUAGUGGGGAUCCACAAUGUACCUCAAACUUGAUUCAGAAUGAACCUCAAAGUGAGCAGCAACCUGUGGGAAACACAGCCGAAGUCCCUGUCGAGUCAGUAUUGCAAUUGGGUGAGGUGAGCUCAAAUGUUAGCUUAAUUCACGGCAUUUCAUCUGCGGUUUCAGGAAGUACUGUCAAUGAUCAGUCCAACCAUACAUCCAUAACCAAUGUGGAUGAAGUGUUGGAAAUCCAAAAAGCUCUUGAGAAGCUUGACCUAGACAGAGAAAUCAGUGAGGUUAGCAGAACUGUGGAUAGUCCUGCGAUGAAUGGUGAACAGCUUAAUAAGCCAGAGUCCAAAGAUUUACCCGUUGAGUUACCAAGUUAUGUGAAACCAUUUGCAUGUGACGCAAAUGGUUGCACUUACAGUGCGAUGACAAAAGAUGCUCUUUUUAAACACCUUGUCAAGCUGCACAAUUACACAGAUGACAUGCUUACUCGAGUGAAAGACCAGUUUAAUGUUGCCCCUUUCAGCUGUCAAAAAUGUUCCAAGGCUUUCACACGCAACUCCAACCUCAAAGCCCAUUAUUUGACAGUUCACAAAUUUUCACAGGAAGACAUAAAGAAGAUGAAAAUUAAAUCUCAGUCCAAUCGCAGGCUCCCAGAGCGUGACAGAGGAAGCCCUUGUCUAGUGCCAGAAAUUCCCAAUUCAGUUAAAAACACUCCACUUGUGGAUGCACGUCAACAGCAGAACAAUGUUGCAUGUGCAUCGGGCGCCACUAGAGAAGAUAAUGUCAAAAUAUCACAGUGCAUCACUCCAUCGCUUGUCCAGCAAUCGGCCUUUGUGUCUCAAGGCAAAAGUCGUGCAGUGGGAACUCCGACAGUAACUCCGCAAAAUCAGAUGCCGUUUCAGCCAUCAGUGAUUGUGUCUGGUCGUUCUUCAGCGACUCCAAGGAUGGAUCAGAAUGCAAAAGGAUUUUUUUCCACAAAGUCCCCCCCCAUUUCUGGCCCGACCCAUGUGUGCCCAUUAAAAGAGAUUCUACCCAUAGCCCCUUUUAUCCAGAAUCCUUCAGUGCCAGUACAAGCACUAAAUCAGUCCUUGGACAAAAAGCCCAAACCUCCUAGCAAGCCUCGAGUGGCAAAUCCAAGAGAAUCUCCCAAAAAAACAAAAGAGAAAAAACCAGAGGGCGAUGACAUUUUCAGUCCUUACAGACCUUACCGUUGUGUUCACCAGGACUGUGUGGCAGCUUUUACAAUUCAACACAAUUUGAUCCUACAUUAUAAAGCUGUGCACCAGUCUGCUUUGCCUAAAUUUGAGGUCAACAGUCAAGAGGAACAGAGCGAAGAGGAGGCCGAGGACAAGGAUACAAGUGAAGAGAGCGACGAAAAGCUAGACAUGGACGUCAAAGAGGUGGAUGAGUUCAGGUGUCAAGUCAAAGACUGUUCUUGCAUUUUUCAGUCAGUUCCAGACUUGCUCCAGCACUACCUUCAGCUCCACAAAUUAACCCUUGAGAAAGCAGGUGCCAUGAUGUGCAGUAUCAACCUAGGCAGGUUUCAGUGCGAUCAACCGGACUGCUCAGAGACUUUCACUGCUUUCUGGAAAUAUAUCAGCCAUUUCGAUCAAGAGCAUAAAGAAACCAUGCUCUCAAAAGUCAACCCAGUGGAAGGAAUGUUCAGAUGCCCCAUGGAAGGAUGUGAAUGCGCGUACAGCACACGGUCAAAUCUACUGCGACACACCAUGAAGAAACACCAAGACGUGUACAAACGGCUGCUCAUGAACCCACGGGAAGGCAAGAGUGGGGUUAAACUCGGUCGUCCCAGGAAGUACAAAACUGACGUUGUUGAGAAAGAGAACAGAGAAACUAACAAGAAACCCGUUAAGAAGGAAGCUGUUAAAAAGAGAAAAGCUAACAAAAAUAACUGGACCAAAUAUGGGAAACCCAUUUUGAAAACGCAGGAAGAAGCUUCUGCCAUGUGCACCAAACGCUUGCAACUGCAGUACGCUUGUAUGAUAAAGGGUUGCGAAACGGUGACCAGUUCAGAGCGAAAUAUAAUGAAACAUUAUCUUCAGCAUGGACUCCCAAAACAGUACCUGGAAGAACAGAGGAGCAACUUCAUAUACUGUAAAAAGUUACCCCGAUCCAGAUACAAGCGCAUCGCUUCCAGAAGCGACGACACGGAUAAUUCAGCGGAGAGCUCCAUCGAGACGACUGAGAAUGAGGAAGUCGCUGAGCCUGGCCAGAGUGAGUCCGAGUUCUCCAAGCCUACUUCUGAGAAAGAAAGCACAGAGGAUGCCGAUCUGUCCGACGGAAAGCCUUCUACAGACACGUGCUCGGAGAUAUCUGUGGUAGUUAAGAGACGGAGAGGACGUCCACGCAAGGGGGAGAGAGUAUCGGACAAGUCCUUAGGACCUAAAAGGGUGACAAGACUUAGAACCGCAAGGAGUUCUGCAGUCAAUUACGUGGACUUGAACUCUGACUCCACGUCCUCUAGCACUACCAUGGCACAGGAAGAUGCCUCUGGUCAAAAUACACCACUGAGUUCAUUCAAGCCCAUGGGAUUUGAGGUGUCCUUUCUUCAGUUUCUGCAGGAAUCGAACACGUCCCAGAAGAGGAAAGCUACGGUACCCUUGAACGGAAAUGCACACAAAAAAAUGACUGCUUUCCACCUGAAGACUGCGACGGUCGUGUGCAAAAGAUCUGACGCCCAAUUGCAUUCGAGAGAAGUUCUGCAACUUGUUGAAUUUAAGAAUCCCCAGAAGUUGACCUCGCUCAGCAACGUCACCUUUGAGGUGCAGAAGGUUUUUUCGGGUGUCUAUGAAAUUCUUCUCAAGCAGCUUCAUGAAAUGCGACCCACGGUGAUCCUUCAAAAAGAGGAUUAAUGUACAGACCCUUGUGUCAUGUUGUCUGAACUCAGGAUAAGGUCAAUGGCUAACCUGCUGCAAACCAGUGCCCAAUUGUUAGUUGUACCUGGUAGUUGAUCUCUAGUUGAAGGUGAAUGCUGAAUGAUCGUUGCUUGUCAAGGAGUAGUGGGAUGUUUGAUGAUCCGGAAAACACUACACACCCCACUAUCUUAAAGGUCCCUAGUGCGAUGUUUAUUACUUAACAGAACUGUGUAUGUUAAGCUCAUUUUAUAGUUGCAGUAGAUGAUGAAAUACCUCUAAAGCAUGUGUCUUUAUGAAGCUGUUCAGCACAUUUCUGUUGCCUUUUGGAGUUUUUUUUUUUCCUUUUUGAGUGUUGGAUAGACUCGUAAUUUUUAAUAUUCCAUUGGACUUUUUCUAUCCAGCUGAAAGUGAAUCAUUAUCAAUUCUGAUGUUAUGUAGUGCUGUGUAUAAUUAGAAACUGUUUUGGUCCUGUUUACCUUGUAAAUCUGAAAUUUGUCAAUAAUGUUGUGUGUGGCUCUUUGAUCAACCACUGCCACCAGCGGUCUGUAUGUUAAUCAAUAGCAACCAAUUUAAUACAG